GUUUGACCACGUAUAAUAUUAAACAAUAAUAUUAUUAUCAUUAAUGCCGUUGUUGUUACCACUCGCCGGUCCACAUCGACCGAGGUACUAUUGUGAUACAAAUCCUUUCGGAGAUAACUGUUUAAUCAACAAUAUUAUUUUGAUAUUUGAUGGUCUGGUACCGUUUGAAUUGUUGAAAACACCGCUCGACGUGCGGAAUUGAACUAUGAACAACUAGACGACUUAACACAGGUUAAGAGUUAUUUGGGUAGAAUUAUCGUGUGUCGUCUGUUUGCGCAGAGUUUUAACGUUUAGAACGCCUUGUCGACGAUCUCGGCACCAUGUCAGACGAUUCGUCGUCCGAAGACGAAAUCACAAAGCGGAUACUCAAAGACUCAAUCGAUACUGAACUACUCACCAACGACUUGUACAGCGACAGCCCCAGCAAAAAACAACCUGACCAAAUUAAAAAUGUUAAUAGUGUACAAAUGAAACCAUCUCUCAGAAAUAUCAUUGAAGAUGAUGCACAUAAUCAUAAUUUUAUCAAGGUGACUCCGGAAUUUCAAGAAUAUGUUGGUAAAAGCUUAUUCAAACAUUUAGAAAGCCAAAUAAUUGAAAAAAAACCAAAACAUAAAAAAUAUAAAGUAAACAAUACGGACGAAACGAUAGGUAUUCAUUUAUUCAAUGGAUCGCCUAAAUUAUUCAACUCUUCAUUUGAUGAACCAAAAAUUGCUGUAAAGAGAAAACGUCAUAUUAAAAACACCAGUGAUGAACUCAUAUUACAGCGUGCUUCUGAAAUGGCCGUGUCACCUGAAUGGAUAUUAAACAAAGAUGCUAUUCAAGGUUGGGAAAAAGUGACCAAAGGAAAAGUUAUGAAAGUUAAAAGUAACCGUGAAGGUACAUUUGAUAUAAUCAAUGAUGAAAUUUAGAGGCGUAAUCGUAGCUCCUAGAAAAAUAUAUUAAUGUGAAGAUCCAUUUUAACUAAAUACCGUGGUGUAUUUUGUAAAAUAUUUUACUACCUACUAGUAUAUUACCACUAACUACUUCUUAAAAGAUCCUUUUUUACUAUGUUUAAACAUUUGUAACAAUAAUGUGCCAAUAUGUUGUAGUAGUAUACUAGUAUACUUCUAACUAUAUUGUAAUUACAAUUAUAUGAUAGUAAUGACAGAUCUAUGUCUUAUUGCUCAAGUCUGAAUGAUACGUCACUAAUUUAAUGUUGAAUUAAAAUUCAUGUAUUUAUAAAAAUC
Aphis gossypii (cotton aphid) is the source of this 1226-nucleotide messenger RNA. RefSeq lists its product as uncharacterized. Lineage: Eukaryota; Metazoa; Arthropoda; Insecta; Hemiptera; Aphididae. Bases 321 to 908 code for a protein of 195 amino acids. Gene Ontology annotation, biological process: Wnt signaling pathway. The transcript is spliced from 4 exons. The record is from RefSeq and is a predicted model, not a curated record.